GUCAAUGUUUAUCAGCUUUGCAUUUAAUGCAAAACCCAGUCCCAGCUCCAGUAGAAAAUCCAGCUGAAAACCCAACCCUGGUGCAAAAUGCGACACCAGCUGAAAACCCAAUUCCGAUGCAAAACCAAGCCCCAGCACCCAUUCCUGAAGACGAUUUCAUUUCGUUCGAUGAAAAUUCAUCGAUGCACCAGCCAAGAGAGGUAAGAGAACCAGCAGUCGACCUUUUAACCAAUGAUAUCCCAGAUAUUGGAUCUGGAUCAAGUUCUAAUACUCAGGAAGAACAAAAAAAGGAAUCAAUUUUAACGAUAGAUGAAUUAAUAAAAUGGUUAUCAAAACCAGAAAUAAAAAAUAAUAAAAAAAUUAGAUCAAAGCCUAUACCUAAAACUGACAAAGAAUGGUUUGAUUUAAUGGAGUCAGAUGAUAAUAAAGGUAGUGAACCAAGCGAUUCAGAAUAUGAUACAGCGGAUGAAGAUCCCAACAUCUAUUUUGAAAAAAUUAUAGAUCCUUAUAUUAAUAGAAUAACAGAAGCCGAAAAAUUAAAUGAAGGCGAAAUUGUUAAUGUUUACAAAAGAGAGUUAGCUUUAAAGGGUGAAUUAAAGAUAAGAAUUGUGUUAUAUGCAUAUAUGAAGAAAAUUAAACCGGAAACGCCAGAACCUAUAUAUAAAACUUUUCCAUUCAAGCAUGAAAUUAUAGAAAUAAUUAGAGAAGAUCGAAUCAAUGCAACUAUAGAAAAAGGAUAUAACGAAAUUAUAGACCAGAUUGAGGAUGAAGCAAUACAAGAAUCAGGAUGGUCAUUUGUUCGAGCAGAAGAGGUAUUUCUCGAGAUAAGCGCAUUCAGGCCACUACGUGGUAGUAACUAUUUACCUUUACCAGAAGCUUUGGAUAAACCUCAACUAGGAUUAAUUAACCCGCAAAAUAAUGAUGAUAAUGAGUGUUUUAAGUGGUGUAUUAGUGCAUAUCAUACAAGAGCGGAAGCAUUAAAAACAAAUAAAAAACCUCCUCAUCUUAAUGAAAUCCGAAGACUUAGACGAAAUGGAAACAUAGCCAAUUUUGAAGAAGGUGAAGAGAAUUUAAAUGACCGAAAAAAUCCUAACGAUAUACCUGAAGGACUUAGAACACAUUAUGUACUUAUAACAGAUUUUACUCGAUUAAUGCAAAAGCAUAUUCCAACAUGUCCAGGACCAAGUAAAGCACCACAACGAUUAAUUCUUCCUGAAGAGGAUUUAGAAGCAGAAGAAAUCGAAGUGGAGAAAAAAGAUAAUGAAGGAAAUACUGUAAAAGUAGCAGAGCAAAAAGCAAUUUCAUAUGGAUAUACAAUACAUUGUUCAGAUGGAACUACACAAAAGCCAGUAAUUAAUAGAGAAUCAGAAAAUAUAAUAAAAGACUUAUUAGAAAACCUUCAAGAAGAUUUGGAUGUCAUUAAAGAUAAGCUUUGUGAUCCAGUUCCAUCUGGAUAUACUAAAAUUCGUGUAUUCGAUCCUGAAACUAAAAAAUACUUGGGUGCUUCACAUAGAAAAUGUCAUGGAAAACGAUCAAUUAUUAAAGAUGAGGGAAAAAAUAGAGUAAUAGAUCAUGAUCAUAUUACAGGAAAGUUUCGCGGAGCAAUGCAUAGUAGUUGUAAUCUCAAGUUACGAAUCGAUCCAGAAACAAUAAAAAUUCCGGUAUUAUUUUGUAAUGGAAGUGGCUACGAUUUUCAUCAUCUAAUGCAAGAAAUAGCAAAAGUGACGGAUGAAAAAAUAGUGCCUAUAGCAAAUAAUUCUGAGCAAUAUAUUACCUUCUCAGUUGGCCAGCUUCAAUUUAUUGAUAGUUUAAAAUUUUCGUUACCUGGUUUAGCUAAGAUGGCAGAAAACUUACGUGAUGAAAAGAAGGGCCAAACUAAAACACCAGAACAACUCGCAAAAUGUUUUCCAAUUAUGUCGAAAUUUAUCUCACCUCAUUUAUUAUCAUUGCUUACACGUAAAGGAAUAUUUCCAUAUCAAUGGUUAAAUAGCAAAACGAAAUUUAAUGAGACACAACUACCUUCACAAUGUGAACAUGAGAAAAUUUAUACUAUAUCUCAAAAGGAUUAUGACUUUGCCUGGAUAGUUUGGCGAGAAACAGGAUGUAAGACUUUUGGAGAUUAUCAUGAUAUCUAUCUUAAGACCGAUGUGUUAAUUUUAGCAGACGCAUUCGAGGCAUUCCGUAAAGCCUCAUAUUCAGCAUUCAAGCUCGACCCAGCAAAUUAUUUAACCGCACCAGGUCUAGCAUGGGACGCAUGGACU
Ambispora gerdemannii is the source of this 2261-nucleotide messenger RNA. The record is from the annotation of a GenBank genome assembly. NCBI's taxonomy places the organism in Eukaryota, Fungi, Glomeromycota, Glomeromycetes, Archaeosporales, Ambisporaceae.